Molecule: messenger RNA, 2259 nt
Organism: Plasmodium reichenowi
Lineage: Eukaryota; Apicomplexa; Aconoidasida; Haemosporida; Plasmodiidae
Exons: 14
Coding region: 1-2259 (752 amino acids)
Source: RefSeq, a predicted model, not a curated record
AUGAGUCCAGAAGGGAUUUUUAAAAAUGAAGAUACUCCACAAAGUGAGGAAGAAUUAAAUAUAAUAAAGGAUUACUUAGAUGAGCUGCAUUAUGCCACGCAAAAUUUAUAUAAUACAAAUUAUUAUAACACAUUAUGUAACUAUAAAAAACUUGGAGGGUCCAAGCAGUUUGCUGUUUUAAAAUGUUUAAAAACAAAAGAAGAAACAAGCAAAGACAAUAUUGAAAGUUACCAUUUUGAUCAUAAGGAAAAAUUCAACAAUCCUAAUUAUUCAUAUUAUUCUGAUCAAGAGGAACUUAAUUCUUCUCAAUCUCAUUAUUCAUAUAACUCAAAUAAUACAUCUAAUUAUGACCAUUCUUUUCCUUAUCAAUCCAAAACAACAAAACAUCCACAAAAAAAUAUACAAAAUAAAACAAACGAAAUGAAACAUAUAUUAUUUUCAUUAAAUGCAGCUGAUGAAUUUAAAAAAAAAAGAAAAAAAAAAAACACACACAAAGACGAAAAAAAAGAAAUUAUUAAUUUUAAUACAAAAGAAAAAAAUAAUUUUCAUAAUCAUAAAAAUAAGGAACCAAAAAAUAAAACUAAAAAUUCAAACAAUAAUACAAAUAAAACAGAAUUGUCAAACCAAAAGACUCAUAAUUUUAAAACACAACAAAAAGAAAAAAAAUAUAAUAAUAUAUAUAAUUAUAAAAAUCAAAAACCAAAAUGUAAAAUAAUACCUGAUAAUUAUAAUCAUAUAUCAUAUUCUCAAAAUAUCAAACAUGUAAAUAAUGACCUGAAUAAGUCAUACACAUUCGAAAAUAUUAUACAAAUGAACAAUUAUAAAAUAAAAGAUUUAAAAGAUAAAGAAGACAAUAUAAAAUUUACAAACGAUAAAGAAAAAGAAUUAUUUCAAUAUCUAAUAUUAAAAGCUAUAAACGAAAUUGAGCAAAUCAGUUCUAAAUUAGAACAAAAAUUUAAAGAUCAAUUAAUAAAUAAUAUAAAUUAUGUACAAGAAAAAUAUGAACACAAAUUAAAAGACUUAUACAAAUUUAAUGUUUCAUUAGGUAUACAAAAUGAAAAACUUCUAAAAAAGGAUAAAGAUAAUAAAGAAUUAAUAAAAAAACUAGAAAGUACAAAACAUAUAAUGUUAGAUCAAAUAGAAAAUUUUAAAAAAAAUAAUCAAAUCAUAUACGAUAAAUUUUUACAAAAACGCAUAUCUCAAAAUGAAACAAACGACACCAUUGAAAAAUUAAACCAAAAAUUAAAAUCAGAACAAAAACAAAUUUAUCAUUAUGAACAAAAAAUUAAUACACUUAAUGAUGAUCUAAAUAAUAGUUAUCAAAAAUAUGUUUAUUAUUACAAUAAAUCGGAUUCUAACCAAAACCUUCUACAACAAAAGGAAGACCAAAUUGGAAAAUUGAAAAACCAAUUAGAUAUACAUAUUAAUUCAAAAAAUGAUAUACAAGAAAAGUUAAAAAAUAUAUACACUGAAAAUAAUAAAGUCGAAAGAGAUAAUGAUGAUUUGAAGAAUGAAUUAACCAAGACAAAAUUAAAUCUGGAAAAAUUGAAAGAUGAAUAUGAAGAACUAUAUCAUAAUAAGGAAUAUGUCUUUUCGUGUUAUAAAAAUGAAGAAAAAAUAUUGAAAGAAAAUUUGGAACGCUAUAAAACAAAAUGCGCCAUAUUGGAAAAUCAGAAGGAUUGCCACAUAUUAGAAGAUAAAUACAAACAACUGCAAAUUAAACUAAAAGACACGGAAAAUGAAAAAUUUAUGUAUGAGCGAACCUGCUUGUUGAAUGAGAAACGACAAAAUGAUAUGGCUACAGAAAUAAAGGACUUAAAAAACGAAUUGUACGAUUGUAAGAAUAGAUUAUAUAAAAUGAGCAAAUCAGACGUUCUAGAUAUGAAAACAACAUUAUAUAAUCAAGAUAUAUUACGCGAUAAAAUAAAAGAAAAUGAAAAGGAUAAAGAAACAUUUCAGUUUAAUUAUAAGAAUAUACAAAGCGAUGAAAAGCCGGAGUACGAGGAAAUAUCAGACGAUCCUCUAAACGUUAAACAAAAAAUAUGUUCCAUAGAGAAACAACUUAUUUUAUUAAAACUUGAGAAAGCAAAUAAAGAAUCAGAGCUCAUAAGGUGUCCUAAGCAUGGAAGAAGAAGCGAAGAAAUAAAAAAAAAGGAAUUCAUAGAAACAAAAUUAAAAUAUCUGGAAGAUAAAAUAAACAUUCUUAACAAAAAUUUAAAAUAUAUGAAAUUAAAAAAAAAUGAAAAGAAUAAUAUUUAA